Pelmatolapia mariae (spotted tilapia) is the source of this 1794-nucleotide messenger RNA. Its product is annotated as cytidine monophosphate-N-acetylneuraminic acid hydroxylase-like. Gene Ontology annotation, cellular component: cytoplasm. Gene Ontology annotation, molecular function: CMP-N-acetylneuraminate monooxygenase activity; 2 iron, 2 sulfur cluster binding. Lineage: Eukaryota; Metazoa; Chordata; Actinopteri; Cichliformes; Cichlidae. The coding region runs from base 1 to 1794 and encodes 597 amino acids. Gene Ontology annotation, biological process: CMP-N-acetylneuraminate metabolic process. The transcript has 14 exons. The record is from RefSeq and is a predicted model, not a curated record.
AUGGCCUCUCAAAUAGCAAAGGUGUUGUUGUCUUUGGAUGCUGAAGCAGUUUGCUCACUCAAAGAAGGAGUCAAUUUCAAGAAAAGCCCAGAGGACGGCAAGUGUUACAUCAUAUUUAAGACCAACAAUGACUUUAAAGCAUGCAAGAACCAGUGCAAGCAUCAAGGGGGGCUGUUCAUCAAAGACAUUGAAGACCUGGAUGGCAUGACUGUUAAAUGCACCAAGCACAACUGGAAAUUAAAUGUGUCAACAAUGAAAUAUGUGAACCCCCCUGACAGCUUCUUGCAGGACGAGCUCGAGGUCGAAGUGUUGGAUGAUGGGGGGCUUCAGUUGGUGGAACUGAGCCCUGUUGAUCCCUGGAUGGCUGAUCCUCGAGAGCCUCUGGAGCUCCAGGAAGGAGAAGUGAAAGUGACAUACUUCACCCACGCCUGCAUGGAGUUACAGCUUGGUGAGAAAAGGUUCAUGUUCGACCCCUGGUUGAAGGGUCCCGCAUUUGCCAGAGGGUGGUGGCUUCUCCAUGAGCCUCCAGCAGAUGCUCUGGACAGGCUAUGUGAGGCAGAUCUCAUCUACAUCAGCCAUAUGCACUCAGACCACCUCAGCUAUCCCACACUGAAAGUCUUGGCAGAAAGGAGGCCCAAUGUCCCCAUAUAUGUUGGUGACACAUCCAGACCUGUGUUUUGGUAUUUGGAGCAAAGCCAGGUUAAGCUGACCAACAUUAAAGUCAUUCCCUUUGGUGUUUGGCAAAAUAUUGAUGAUCACCUGAGAUUUAUGAUCCUGAUGGAUGGUGUACAUCCUGAAAUGGACACCUGCAUCAUUGUUGACUACAAAGGUCACAUGAUCCUCAACACUGUGGACUGCACCAGACCAAACGGAGGCAGGCUACCACAAAAUGUGGACGUGAUGAUGACCGACUUUGCUGGAGGAGCUUCUGGAUUCCCCAUGACCUUCUAUGGAGGGAAAUACAGCGAUUCCUGGAAGGCAGAGUUUAUCAAGAAUGAGAGGAAGAAGCUGGUGAAUUACAAAGCUACACUGGUGAAAUCCCUGCAGCCGAGGAUCUACUGCCCAUUCGCUGGAUACUUUGUGGAGGCUCAUCCGUCAGACAGAUACAUAAAGGAUACAAAUAUCAAAAACAGUGCAGAGGACCUUAAUGCACUCAUUAAUAAGCUCGCACCAGCAAUCAAGACUUGGACACCGAAGCCAGGUGCUGUGCUGGACCUCGGCCUCGCUCUCACAGACCCCACCAACAGUGAGGCCAUCACCAAUCCGCCAGCCAGUGUAAAAAUCUACAAGGACAGCUGGGAGUUCAACUUGUAUGUGAACGAGCUGAACAGUGCCAUCAAGUCUGACAUAUUUAAACAUCAAAGCUGGAUCCAGUUUUAUUACACGUGGGCUGGCUUUCAAAACUACAACCUGGUUGUGCGGGUCAUUGAAACAGACGAUAAGUUUGAAUGCAUCGCUGACGGUUAUGACUAUCUGGUGGACUUUCUGGAUCUAUCAUUUCCCACAAAGAGACCUGACAGACAUCACGCCUACCUGGAGAUUAAAAACAGGAUUGGAGUGAUACGGUACGUGGUGCUGCAUGGCUGUCUGUGGGAUGACCUGUACAUCGGCUUUCAGAACCGCAUCAGCCGAGAUCCAGACAUCUACCACCACAAGUUCUGGAAACACUUCCAAGCAGAGCUGCCACUUUGCAAGCCAGACUGGGAACAGUUCCAAAAACAGGUCUUCCCCAUCAAUGAGUCGACCAUGCCUCGCAAUGAUACAGGGAUGGGAAAUGACUGUGCCUUGUCAUGA